This is a messenger RNA of Mesitornis unicolor (brown roatelo), 644 nucleotides long. Its product is annotated as signal peptidase complex catalytic subunit SEC11C. NCBI's taxonomy places the organism in Eukaryota, Metazoa, Chordata, Aves, Mesitornithiformes, Mesitornithidae. Gene Ontology annotation, cellular component: signal peptidase complex; membrane. The record is from RefSeq and is a predicted model, not a curated record. Bases 34 to 498 code for a protein of 154 amino acids. The transcript has 6 exons. Gene Ontology annotation, molecular function: serine-type endopeptidase activity.
CGGCAGCUGUAUUACCAAGUCUUAAAUUUUGCUAUGAUAGUGUCUUCUGCCCUGAUGAUAUGGAAAGGGCUGAUCGUCAUUACUGGAAGUGAAAGCCCUAUUGUUGUGGUGCUCAGUGGCAGCAUGGAACCAGCUUUUCACAGGGGAGACCUGUUGUUCUUAACAAAUUUCCAUGAUGACCCAAUCAGAGCUGGUGAAAUAGUUGUUUUUAAAGUUGAAGGCAGAGACAUUCCAAUAGUUCACAGAGUAAUCAAAAUACAUGAAAAAGAAAAUGGGAACAUCAAAUUUCUGACAAAAGGUGAUAAUAAUGAAGUUGAUGAUAGAGGCUUGUACAAAGAAGGUCAGAACUGGUUAGAGAAGAAGGAUGUUGUUGGAAGAGCGAGAGGAUUUCUGCCUUAUGUUGGUAUGGUAACUAUAAUAAUGAACGACUAUCCAAAAUUCAAGUACGCUCUUCUGGCAGUAAUGGGAGCCUAUGUACUGCUGAAACGGGAAUCCUAAAAACAGUCACUUUUCCAAGAACAAAGUACAAAGUUAAAUAUACGGCGGGGGGAAAUCUAAUAUAUUUCAGAUGUUUUCAUUUCUGUAUACAAUUACAAACUGAGCGAGCUUUUCUCUUGUCUAAAUAAACUGUACAAGUAAUGAGU